Hyalella azteca is the source of this 2463-nucleotide messenger RNA. RefSeq names its product 2-aminomuconic semialdehyde dehydrogenase-like. The transcript is spliced from 9 exons. The coding region runs from base 282 to 1745 and encodes 487 amino acids. NCBI's taxonomy places the organism in Eukaryota, Metazoa, Arthropoda, Malacostraca, Amphipoda, Hyalellidae. Gene Ontology annotation, molecular function: oxidoreductase activity, acting on the aldehyde or oxo group of donors, NAD or NADP as acceptor. The record is from RefSeq and is a predicted model, not a curated record.
CACCAGCGAUUGAGGUAGGGUGCGUUAACUGGCGAAAGAUUGCUUGACACUGAUUGGAAAUGAGACAGCAUAGCAGUGACCGAUAUUAGGCCACAAAACUACAUUUUCAGGAUUGUUUAGCAGGUGCCCUAAUAGUAACAAAAUUGAUACAGUAUUCAUUGAUAACGUCUGUCGAUAUCUAUUAGGUUCUUCCAAGCGGCAACAGCAAGUAGCUACACUCACCACCGCUGCCCGCACGCACCGUACUCCAAAAACUUGCUUGUACAUCAUCACCGCACGCCAUGGCUGCAGCCGUUCAAGAACUGCAGAAUUUCAUCGACGGGAAAUUCGAGCCGUGGUCGGGACCGUGGAUACGGAGCGUGAACCCUGCCACGGGCGUCCAUGAGAUCAAUGUUCCGGACUCAGGUUCUGACGAAGUGAAUGCCGCUGUCGAUGCUGCGACACGGGCCUUGCCAGGGUGGCGCGCGUUGUCGUGCGCGCAGCGGGCAGAGUACAUGACGCGCGUGGCCGAUCUCCUGGACGCGAGCCUGCAGCAGUUCGCUGAGGCAGAGUCCCGGGACCAAGGCAAGCCUGUGUGGCUCGCGGCCAAAGUCGACAUCCCGCGCGCCGUGCUGAACUUCAGGCACUUCGCGGCGGCCCUGCCGCACCUCUUGGGCACGUCCAAGAUCCUGAGCGAGUCUCAAACCGUCAACUACACGACGCGCGAGGCUGUGGGCGUAGCAGGCCUAAUAUCGCCCUGGAACUUGCCCCUUUAUCUGCUCACAUUCAAGAUAGCUCCGGCACUCAUGAGUGGCUGCACGGUCGUUGCCAAGCCUUCGGAGCUCACGUCACUCACGGCUUUCAUGCUGUGCCAGCUCUUCGUUGAGGCAGGAGUGCCCGCUGGCGUGCUGAACAUGGUGUUCGGCAGUGGGGCGGCUGCAGGGUCAGCCCUCACCCAGCACCCCGACGUGCCGCUCAUCUCCUUCACGGGGUCAACCGCCACCGGGGCCACCAUCGCCUCAAUCACGGCUCCACUCUUCAAGAAACUCUCGCUUGAGAUGGGAGGCAAGAACGCGGCGUUGGUUUUCAGCGACUGCGACUUGAACAAGACCGUAGCUACGCUGGUGAGGAGCUCCUUCAUCAACCAGGGGCAGGUGUGCCUCUGCACCUCCAGGAUUUACGUUCACUCACGCAUCUAUGACGAGUUCCUGGACAAGUUUGUUGCAGCUGUCAAGAAGCUGAAAGUAGGAAGUCCAGACGACGACAGCUCCUACCUGGGCCCCCUGAACUCGGCCCAGCACCUGGCGAAGGUGCGUCAGUGCGUGGUCCAGGCAGUGAAGGAUGGAGGACGCGUCCUGUGUGGCGAGACCCGCGAUGAACUCCAGCUGCCGCCUCAAUGUGCCAACGGUUUCUUCAUGGCGCCGACGGUGAUCACGGACGUCCCUGAAGAGAGCCAGGCCAUGAAGGAGGAGAUAUUCGGGCCGGUGACGUGCGUGCGGCCCUUCAGCACCGAGGAGGAGGUCGUCCGUGCGGCUAACGGCGUCCGCUACGGCCUCUGCGCUGCCGUCUUCACGCAGGAUCUCGGCACAGCGCACCGCGUAGCGCACGCCCUACAGGUGGGGACAGUGUGGACCAACUGCUGGCUGGUCAGAGACCUCGACUUGCCUUUUGGAGGGAUGAAGCAGAGCGGCCUGGGGAGGGAGGGUACGCACGAGAGCUGGGACUUCUUCACGCAGCAAAAAACGAUCUGCCUUCAGAUCUCUUGAGUUUUAUUAAAUAAAAUGUUGUACCCAGGCUAGGUUUACAUCUUGAUCCCUGUAUUUUUUAUAUUUUUUAUAGACUGGAUUCUUAAGAGUAAUUUUAAUGAUUGUUUAGUGUAAACUGUGUAGAAGCAUAAAAUUUGAGUAGGCAUACAAUUAUUUGUGUAGCCUGAAUGUUUACAGAUUACAAUUUUUAGUCAUAUUCCCUGAAAUUGAAAAAUGUCCAUGCCAUAUUAGUCUCUAAACAAAUGAUGUGUUAUCUUUUUAUUUGGAGUUUCACCUCUAUUACUUAUAUACCGCUAUAGUAUGGUGACAAUUAUGGAACUUUAUAAUUGUUGAAAUUUCAUAAACUGUGCGAAUUGUUAAUAAUGCUCGCAUAUUCGCUCGUCCAUUGAUGUUUGUGGAAAUGAUCAUUUGCGAAGAUGGAUCAGCUGCAUUCAAUGUUAUCUUCUAAGAGCAGUGUUGGCAGCGUGGAGUCAAAGAUUGAAAUUUAUCGCCUUUACAAUAAAUGCAUUAUAAAUUUCUGGUAGGUUAUUUUUUAUACGUAAUAGGUGUGCGAAAGGGAAAAUGCUUUUUGUUUUCAUGUCGUUCAGGUGAGCGAGAAGAAUUUAUGUAUUUUUAUUAUAAUAUCUGGGAAACGGGUUAUUCUAUAAACUCUUUAUAUGCAGUGAAUAUAUGGAUAUAUAUAUAUAUAUAUAUAUUCAUAUAUAUUAAUAGUGAAUAU